CACUGUUAGUUUAGGCACGAGCUUCCCGAAUAGAAAUGGAAAUGAAAACGCAGCAACUAAAGGAGUUUCUAUUUGAUUUUGACAAUGAUAGUCCAUUUUCGAAGAACGAAAAAUUAAAUCAAGAAUUAAUCUUCACAGAAUCGCUAUGGAAAAACCUCCAGCACAACUUUCAACACGAAACUCUGGAGGGUUUCUUUAAAGGGCUACCCGAAGAGGAGCGCGAGUUGUAUUUUAAGUUUGGUAUCGAGUGCAUACUGAACUUUAUUCAAAUUAACUUUACCGGCCCCACAAUUGUACAACAGCUCGACGAAUUUCUCAAUAAGACAUGUGCAGAUUUCGAUUACAAGAGCCGUCUCUCAGUAGAUAACGAAGACAUUAAUGUCAACACAAAGCAUGCCGUUUUACUCUGUGCCGCAUCGGCUAUUUUUAAACACUGCGAGUAUACUAGCCUCAAUUGUUGGUGGCAAUGGCGAGCUUUAAUGAUUCACCAACAGAUUCUGGACGAUUUGAGCCCUAAGUUGCUGGCCGAAGUAGAGGAAUUACACAAAAAAUUGCUAGACCUAAACUUAGAGUCGCAUUUCCAAGCUUUAUUGGAGCUGGAGCAGGUGCAGCUCUAUCAAAUUUACAGGGACAUUCCAAAAUCGGAGCUGCAUCUUAAAAAUGCCAGGGAAUUGUUGGGUGUUAAGCACGACCUGGUGGGGGCUUUGGGAAGACGAACAAAGUACCAACAGAACGACGUUGCUCAAUUACAGCUGAUUGUUAGUAUCGGCGAGAAUACGACCCGAUGUGAUGUUCGCGAAUUUACGGUUGCCAAAAAUUUAGCGUUAGAAGACGAUGUUCGAUUGGAUACCGUACAAUUUAAGGCGGCACCUAAUUUACCCAUGCUAACGGAUUUGGAACAGAAGUUUUUAGUUCUAUCUGUGAGACAACUGAUCAUCUCGCAGCCUCGGGAUAAUUUAUACUACGAGGAAAUCAAGCCAUAUCUCGAUUACUUGUUGCACCAAAGAAACACGUGGGCGGUACGUGCUGUUGUACUGUUGAUACGUUGUAAACUCGAAUCGUCGCAUAAACGCACAAUAGAGCGUUGCCUGCUGCAGUGCGAGGAGGUUAUGCAAUGUGUGGGCCGGGAGGAGCCGCAGUUUUACAACCGUUUAACCGGAGUGUUUUGCACUCAUUUUCUUCCAAUUUGGAAAAUUGAGGAACAGCUGGCCGAGCUUAUGCUGAACACUGGACUGAUUAAAGCGAGCUUAGACAUUUACCUUCGACUAAAACUGUGGGAGGAAGUAAUCGUGUGCUAUACUCUGUUAAAAUUGCGACACAAAGCUACCGAGAUCAUCAAGGAACAAUUGGAAGUGAACCCCACCGUAAAGCUUUGGUGUUUACUAGGCGAUUCAACCGACGAUGUUGAUUGCUACCAAACUGCCUGGGAGAUGUCCCGGCACCGUAGUAGUAGAGCUCAGCGUCACUGGGGCGAGUAUCUCUACUACCGCAAGCAAUACAUGGCUGCGAUUCCGCACUUUGAGGAAUCUCUAAGAAUUAAUCCCUUGCAAGUCGAAGUGUGGCUUCACUAUGGAUUUGCCGCCUUGGAAAUGGAAAAUUGGCAGUGCGCCGCUACCGCUUACAAACGCUACACGACGUUAGAACCGGGAAAUUUCCAGGCGUGGAAUAAUCUCGCGAAAACUUACAUUAAAUUGGGCCACAAACGUGCCGCCCAUCAAGCUUUACACGACGCCAUCAAGUGCAACUUUGACAACUGGAAGGUUUGGGAUAAUUUAAUGGUUGUUAGUGUCGAUGUUAACGCAUUUUCUGACGUUAUCAACGCCUAUCACCGAAUUCUGGACCUAAAAGGAAGUCACGUAGAUCCUGAAGUUUUACAAGCGCUAGUCUCCCACGUCACUUGCAGUACAAAAGAACCUAAUUUACUGUUGAGGAGGACACAGGAAUUGUUUGGCCGACUGACCAGCAUUUGUCCUUUACACGGGAUUCUUUGGGAAUUGUACGCCGAUUUGGCAACAGAUGUCACUACAGUAGCUCAGAGGCUGCAACGUGCUCACAGGGGAUACACGCAAACGGGAUGGGAAAAGGAUAUUGGCCAAUGCAAGGAAGUGUUACGAUUAUGUGAUAAAUUAGGGGAGUGUGCUUUAAAUAACGAGAUUAAAUCGUCAGAUUUAAUUGUUAGUAACGCGAGGCUAAGCCUGACCUCAUCUUUAUCUGCAAUUAAAAAACAGCAGUUUAACGAACCCCUUGAUGUUGAUAAUCUUAGCUCGCUAGUGCAACAAGUUACGGAAAAAUGUAGGACUGCACAUUCUAGUAGUUAGGUGCUUUUAUUAAAGUUGUUACGUUUUUGUAUAAAUAAAUGACUUUUUUAACA
Molecule: messenger RNA, 2371 nt
Organism: Photinus pyralis (common eastern firefly)
Lineage: Eukaryota; Metazoa; Arthropoda; Insecta; Coleoptera; Lampyridae
Product: tetratricopeptide repeat protein 27
Exons: 2
Coding region: 36-2318 (760 amino acids)
Molecular function (GO): protein binding
Source: RefSeq, a predicted model, not a curated record